Ilex paraguariensis (yerba mate) is the source of this 603-nucleotide messenger RNA. The record is from the annotation of a GenBank genome assembly. NCBI's taxonomy places the organism in Eukaryota, Viridiplantae, Streptophyta, Magnoliopsida, Aquifoliales, Aquifoliaceae.
AUGUUGGCAAUAUCUAAUUCCCAACCUUAUAAAAUCCCUCUUCGUUUCUCACCAUCCAAACCCCUCACUUUCUCCAUACAAAACAAACAUUCCAAGACUUCAAAACAACACAACACUCAUCAAAGAAUAUUUUCUCUUACUUUCCUCCACUUUCUCGAGAAAAUGUCAGCCUGCAGCAAGAUCCGCCACAUUGUCAGAAUCGGCCAAAUGCUGCGGCGGUGGCGUAAGAAGGCGGCGAUGAAUGCACGCCGCAUACCCUCCGACGUACCCGCCGGACACGUGGCAGUCACCGUCGGCACCAAUUGUAGAAGAUUCGUGGUUCGCGCAACGUACCUGAACCACCCCGUGUUCAAGAAACUACUGGUUCAGGCGGAAGAGGAGUAUGGGUUCACUAACACAGGCCCAUUAGUCAUCCCUUGUGACGAGUCAGUCUUCGAAGAGAUACUCCGGUUCUUGUCACGGUCCGAGUCAAGCAACUCAGCUCGGUUCAUGAAUCUUGAAGACUUCCACAGGCACUGCCAUGUCGGUUUACGAAGCAAUCUUGAGUUCUGGCCUGAGUCUCGUCCUCUUCUUGGUGGGUUUACCGAUAAAUCCAUCUGUUAA